This is a messenger RNA of Daldinia caldariorum, 1248 nucleotides long. Its product is annotated as ATP synthase F1 gamma. The transcript has 3 exons. NCBI's taxonomy places the organism in Eukaryota, Fungi, Ascomycota, Sordariomycetes, Xylariales, Hypoxylaceae. The record is from RefSeq and is a predicted model, not a curated record. Gene Ontology annotation, biological process: proton motive force-driven ATP synthesis. Bases 173 to 1084 code for a protein of 303 amino acids. Gene Ontology annotation, molecular function: proton-transporting ATP synthase activity, rotational mechanism.
CGGGGACGAAAAGAACCUUGAAGCUUUUGGUGCCGAAAGAUCAAUCGAACCUCCAUUCAAAAUAAUUGAUCCGAAGAGUCAACCCAAUUGAUUGCGCUUCCCCAUCGCAUCGCAAUCAACCUUUUCCUUAAAGGGCUCCAGGAUACGACUCACCCUCCAGUUUCUCUCCAAGAUGCUUUCAAGGGUAGCAAGACCGGCUCUGAGAGCUGGUGCUGCUGCGGCUAUUCCUGCUCGUGCCGCCAACAAUGGAGCAGCAGCUGGCUACGCUACCCUACGAGAAAUCGAAGGUCGUCUAAAGUCCAUUAAGAACAUCGAGAAGAUCACCAACACCAUGAAGAUCGUGGCCUCCACCAAGCUGACCCGCGCCCAACGUGUCAUGAACGACUCCCGAAAGUACGGCCAGACCUCCAACGAAGUGUUCAAAUCCGCCGAGACCAAGCCCCUCGAGGGCGAGGGUAAGAAGUGCCUGUACAUCGUGUGCAGCUCCGACAAGGGUCUCUGCGGCGGUAUUCACUCCGGUCUCUCGCGAUUCAUGCGCCGACAGCUGGCCUCCGACCCCCAGCCUUCCGACCUGAUCCUCAUCGGCGAGAAGUCGAGGGCCCAGCUCAGCCGUACGCACGCCAAAGAAAUCGUCCUCAGCUUCGCCGGCAUUGGAAAGGACAUCCCGACCUUCGCCGACGCCCAGGCCAUCGCCGACCAGGUCGUCCAGCUGCCCACCGACUACUCCACUGUUAAGAUCGUGUACAACAAGUUCAUCAACGCCACCAGCUACGAGCCCGUCAUCAUCGAAGCUUUCUCCGAGGAGGCCAUCGCCAACUCCCCCAACUUCUCCGCCUUCGAGGUCGACGAGGAGCUCCUCUCCAAUCUCCGCGAAUACACCCUCGCUAACUCUCUCUACUGGGCCUUGGCCGAGGGGCACGCCUGUGAAAUCUCUGCCCGACAGCAGGCUAUGGACAAUGCCUCCAAGAACGCCGGUGAGAUGAUCAACAAGUACCAGAUUCUGUUCAACCGAACCCGUCAAUCCGUCAUUACGGGCGAACUGGUCGAAAUUAUCACUGGUGCUACCGCCUCGGAGGACAUGUAAAAAAUAGGGGGGGUGAUAGAAAAAUAGAUGGGGGGUGGUUGAUCGAUCCAAUCGCGCGCAUCUUCCCUUUGUAUCAAAGUACCCUAAGCAAUACCUCGGCGCUUCUGCCGCCUUGGAUGUAUCAAUCAAUUCGAUGAACUAGAUCCUCAGUUCCCUCUUCUUUC